AUGUCGCGUAACUCCAGCUAUCCGCCACCGCCUCCCCGAACACGGAGUCGUCAGACGACGUACGAUAACCCGAUGAUGACGAACUAUGCCGUACAAACGGAAGACAUCCCUCGGUACGUUCCACACUACGCUUCCAGACCACAACAAACGCACAGUCCUCCGACUACCAUAUCUACAGUCGACGCCGUGGUUCGACCGCCGUCGAGGCCACCAUCUGAAAGAUCGGACUACCCUUCGGAAAGCAUCAAAUUUGAGGAGAAUAAAGGGUUUUUCUUGUCGUACUGGCGAGCUGCGUUGAUCGCAAUUGGUGUUGUCUUACUGUUACUGUUAGUCGGAUUGCUCGUGGGGUUCCUGAAACCGGGACCGACGCCUCCGAGCAAUGUUACGGUGACGGGAGCGCCGCCUACGCUAGAUCCCAGCAAAUCCUGGAACCAUCUAAGACUGCCCGAUACGAUGGAACCGAUAGAGUAUGACCUUCACCUGCGGAUCAACGUCGAUGCAGCCCGGUUUAACGGGUCCGUCUCAAUGACGGUUCGCAUUCUCCAGGACACCGACGAGGUGCUAGUGCACGCAAUGACACUGGACGUAACACAAUCAUCUGUAUCGGUCGCGGAGAAGGACUCCAAACGGAACGUACCAAUCACAAACCAAUUCGUAUUUGAACUCCACAACUAUUACGUCAUCGAAUUAGGCGAAACAUUGAAAAGUGACGAGAGCUACGUCAUCACUUUCGGUGACUUUACAGGCAGGCUAUUGCCCGAUAUGACGGGAUUGUACUUAAGCCCGUACAGGAUGGCAGGACAGGAACGUUUUAUUGUAGCUUCGUUUUUUGAGCCAUCCUUUGCACGGAAGGCGUUCCCGUGUUUUGACGAACCAGCGCUGAAAGCCGUUUUCCGAGUAAACAUCACCCACCCACGAUACAAUCGGGAAACUGUGUUGUUUAAUACCGAGUUAGAGAGUACCAUUGACGCAGACACUGGAUGGGUAACAGAGAUAUUCAAAGAAACUCAAAAGAUGUCCACCUAUCUCCUUGGAUUUGCACUCGGUGAUCUUCAGAAGUUAGAAGUUGUCAGGCAAGGAGGGCACACGGUAAUAAUAUAA
This is a messenger RNA of Saccoglossus kowalevskii, 1101 nucleotides long. RefSeq names its product aminopeptidase N-like. Gene Ontology annotation, cellular component: cytoplasm; membrane. Gene Ontology annotation, molecular function: zinc ion binding; metalloaminopeptidase activity; peptide binding. Gene Ontology annotation, biological process: proteolysis; peptide catabolic process. The record is from RefSeq and is a predicted model, not a curated record. NCBI's taxonomy places the organism in Eukaryota, Metazoa, Hemichordata, Enteropneusta, Harrimaniidae.